Molecule: messenger RNA, 375 nt
Organism: Prunus armeniaca (apricot)
Lineage: Eukaryota; Viridiplantae; Streptophyta; Magnoliopsida; Rosales; Rosaceae
Source: the annotation of a GenBank genome assembly
AUGGUGGAAACUAGGGCACAGGCAAAACUCAAAAACAAAACAGUCGAAAUGACUUCCGAGGCUCCUGAGUCCACCUCACCAAUCACUGUCACCGAGACCGAACACGCGGUCAAAAUCUCGGCCAGCAGUCCAAUGACGACGGGUCGCAUGGCCGAGUCCUUGGGAGAGCAAGCAGUCGUGGAAGAUCUGAUGGCAAAGCAGGCCUACAAGAUAGAAACAUCCUUUAUGGCCGCGGUGGACAGAUUCUCCUCAGAACUACGGACGCCCCCCAAACCCGGACAGAGAGGCCAAGAGCGCGAGAGGUUCGAGCCCUACGGCGAAAGCAGCAGCCUCGGCGUCUCUAGCCGCACACAAGCUUUGGCCGCUGACAAAUAG